Molecule: messenger RNA, 516 nt
Organism: Nasonia vitripennis (jewel wasp)
Lineage: Eukaryota; Metazoa; Arthropoda; Insecta; Hymenoptera; Pteromalidae
Product: 4-coumarate--CoA ligase-like 5
Exons: 4
Coding region: 1-516 (171 amino acids)
Molecular function (GO): CoA-ligase activity
Source: RefSeq, a predicted model, not a curated record
AUGUGGGACAGAAAAUGUAAAAGGUACGAGUCAAUUGGAUUCGUCGUCAGCAAUACAGAAAUGAAGGUAGUUAGUUUGAAAUCAGGAAAAAUUUUGGGUCCGCAUGCCAUUGGAGAAUUACGUUUCAAGUCACAAUCAAUGAUGCUAGGUUACUUUGGAAACCUUGAAGCUACAAAACAGUCAUUUGAUAAAGAAGGGUGGCUCCGCAGUGGAGAUCUCGGUUACUACAACGAGCACGGCGAAAUAUUUUUACUUGAUCGAGUCAAUGAAUUGAUAAAAUACAAAAACCACUUAUUAUCUCCAAACAAAAUCGAACAAGCACUAAUGAUUAAUCCAGCCGUCACCGAAGUUGCAGUGGUACCUGGAAGAGAUCUGAUUAAAUUAUCUUCUGUGCUUGGAGAAGAAAAAAAAAUAAGAGGUGGCAUCGUAUUUCUAGACGAUUUGCCUAAGGUUACUUCUGCUAAGAUUGCCAGACAUGAAUUGAAAAGAGUUGCGAAAAAUAUCACUCAUGUAUGA